AUGUCGCUAUCGCUACGGCCCCUCGUGGUCCGAUUUGCGGAUCCGAGCGUGGAAGAUGCGCAUGUAGAUGUCAUUUAUGAGCGUGUGAAGCAGGAAGACGAGCGUGUGUGGCCGCAGCUGUAUGAUAUCACGGUGAAAGACCUCAAGGCGCGGCUGUGUGCGACGCAUGCAUCGAUGCAGGGCCGGCGCCUCCGGCUGAUCUACUUUGGGCGCGUGCUUCCGAACGGCGUGCGUCUGGCGCCGUGGAUCGAUGCGCUGAUGCCGUCGGAAGAUCCUGCGACGCUCGAGCAAAUGCAUGUCGAGCGCGUGAUGCACGACGCCAUGUACGAACUGCGCCCCACUGCCUCGAGGGGCGGCGAGGAGGUGCGCAUCGCACGCUUGCCGACUGUGUUCCUGCAGUGCUCUGUUGGAUCAUCGGUGACCGUGCCUCGUGAUGACGACGACCCGCUGGCAGGCCGAACGUCGCGUGAGCCCCGCGGCUUUGAUCGGCUGCGCCACACGGCCGGCAUGUCGGACCUCGAUGUCCAGAUGAUGCGCGAGCAGUUUCACCGGCAGAGCGGCAUGCUGCGCAGUGGCGAUGUGCUGCGAAGGAACGAAGAGGAGGAUAUGGCGUACACGAUGGAGGAGCAGUGGAUCGAUAACAUGGGCCAGCAUCCUCUGGAGCAAGAGGCGUGGUGGGCGCACAUCGUAGGGGGCCUGUUGCUCGGCUUUUUGUUCCCCCUCAUGCCGUUCUUUUUUAUGUACGAGCCCAAGCCGCUCGUGUGGUCUCGGCAGCUGCAGCGGCGCCAGGCAGCGGUGUCUGAGGAGCGCACGCGUGAGCUCGAGUCGCUUUUGCAGCAGCUGACUGACCAGCUUCGGCAGCAGCCUGUCGAUGCGCCGCAGCGCGAGCGUAUCGACCAGGCACAGGCCUCGCUGGAUGCGCUGCUCGAUCGGUUCCGGCGACACAGGUCGCCACGCGUGCCGCCUUCUUCGAGUGAUGAGGACGACGAAGAGGCGGGGCCCGAGCAGCCGACGCGCCUCUCUCGCCUCGGUGUGUUGGACCGGAAUCGGUACGUGGUGUUUUCGCAGCGGACCUGCUUUUGUAUCGUGAUGGGCUUGGUUGUCAACGUUCUUGUCAGUGUGUUUCGCUUGGCUGCGUAG
Messenger RNA from Malassezia restricta, 1140 nucleotides. Its product is annotated as DUF2407 ubiquitin-like domain protein. The transcript has 2 exons. NCBI's taxonomy places the organism in Eukaryota, Fungi, Basidiomycota, Malasseziomycetes, Malasseziales, Malasseziaceae. The record is from RefSeq and is a predicted model, not a curated record. Gene Ontology annotation, biological process: protein processing. Bases 1 to 1140 code for a protein of 379 amino acids. Gene Ontology annotation, cellular component: Dsc E3 ubiquitin ligase complex; endoplasmic reticulum.